AUGUCCUUCAUAUACUUAUCCGAGUCACAGCUCGGUCAUCAUCACGACCGCACGCAGUCACCGAAAUCACAGUCCUCGCCCCGCGCAUCCGUUCAGUCUUCGCCGUCCAAGACGCCACGAUCAUCGUCGCACCAGACUGAUGCUACAAGCCCACCGGGCGAGUAUGAAAUGGGCCGCGUAAACCGCCUCUUUGAGAUCCUUACCGCGCGCUCCGAUAUUGACUACCCCAUAUGUAUCGAGUGCACCGAUAUGCUCGUCGACGGCCUGCAGCGGAAGCUCGAUACGGCGGCCCGAACACGCGACGCCUACGCCGCCCAGCUCAAGGAGAUGCGCGCGGCGCAGCCCAGCGAGGCCGACAAGCGGGCCGCCCGUGAACGGCGGCGCAAGGCCGAUGGCGAGCGUGAGGCAGCCAUGCGAGAGCUCAAGCGCCUCGAGGCCGAGAAGGACGCCCUCGACGAGGAAAUUCUAGCGCUCGAGGACGAGUCGCGCCAGCUCGACAAGGAGGAGGCCGCCUUCUGGGACGAACGCAACGCAUUUGCGGCCAAGAUGGCCGACUUCCAGGCGGAGCGCGACAGCGUCAACACGAAAUACAGCAACGACUCACAACUGCUGCAGAAGCUGCAGCGUACUAACGUCUACAAUGACACCUUUUGCAUCAGCCAUGACGGCAGCUUCGCCACCAUCAACAGCCUCCGCCUCGGCCGCCUCUCCAGCAAGCCCGUCGACUGGCCCGAGAUCAACGCCGCCUGGGGCCACGCGCUGCUCCUCCUCGUUACCGUCGCCGACAAGCUCGAGUUCCGCUUCCAGGGCUAUGAGCCGCAGCCUAUGGGCAGCACCUCCAAGAUUGUCCGCCUCGACGCCGCCAGCCCCGCCGCCAGCCGCGUCGGCGGCCACGACGCCCGCGCAUCUUCCAGCUCGCGCCCGCCCCCCGCGCCCAAGCGAAACGUCCUCGAGCUCUACAGCUCCGGCGGCGACCUGCCCCUCGGCCUGCGCCUGCUCCACCGCUCCUUCGACAACGCCAUGGUCGCCUUCCUCGAGCUCGUCCGCCAGCUCGGCGAGCACAUCCACCGCACCACCCGCGGCUCCGAGCGGCCCCUCAGCCUGCCGUACCGCAUCGACGGCGACAAGAUUGACGACGUCAGCAUCCGCCUGGGCAUCGCCCAGGACGACGGCUGGACAAAGGCGUGCAAGCUGACCCUGACGUGCUGCAAGUUCCUGCUUGCGCACGCCAGCAACGUGAGCGCGGUGACGCGCGAUGCAGACUCAUGA
Molecule: messenger RNA, 1269 nt
Organism: Cordyceps fumosorosea ARSEF 2679
Lineage: Eukaryota; Fungi; Ascomycota; Sordariomycetes; Hypocreales; Cordycipitaceae
Product: Autophagy-related protein 6
Exons: 1
Coding region: 1-1269 (422 amino acids)
Biological process (GO): autophagosome assembly; autophagy; cellular response to nitrogen starvation
Cellular component (GO): phosphatidylinositol 3-kinase complex, class III, type II; phagophore assembly site; phosphatidylinositol 3-kinase complex, class III, type I
Source: RefSeq, a predicted model, not a curated record